AACCUCCAAUUUAAAGGGUUACGUCGAGGCGUUUUGUGUGGCUUACUUUUUUUAACACUAUAACUAUAGAACACUCGUGGGAUCCAAUGCUCUUUAGGACAAGAUUUUAUCAGACGAGAAAAAAGUAAAAUCAAUACGAAAUGUUUUAAUAUAUGGAUGACUGCAACAACAAUAACAAAAAAAAUAAUGAUUGAAAGGAAAUAUCAUCACGCAAAACCUUAAAAGUACUAUCGGUAUCGUGUCCUCCUCUCCUCAUCAAAUAGUUCCCACAGUUUUCACAUCAAUUUAACCAUUUUCAAUUUUUUUCACUCUCUGUCUCUCUCCUUCGUAUAAUACUAUAUUAGUACCAUUACCCAUCUCUCUUUCACCACCAAACCAACAUCUGCAAAUCCUCUCUCUCUCUCUCACUCCAAGAAAAAAAAAAAAAUGUCAGUCAACCAUUACCACAACACUCUCUCGUUGCAUCAACACCACCAAAACGACGUAGCCAUAUCACAAAGAGAGUCUUUGUUCGAGAAAUCACUCACACCAAGCGACGUCGGAAAGCUAAACCGCUUAGUCAUACCAAAACAACACGCCGAGAAAUACUUCCCUCUCAAUAAUAAUGGCGGCGACGAUGACGUGGCGACGACGGAGAAAGGGAUGCUUCUUAGCUUCGAGGAUGAGUCAGGCAAGUGUUGGAAAUUCAGAUACUCUUAUUGGAACAGUAGCCAGAGCUACGUGUUGACCAAAGGAUGGAGUAGGUACGUCAAAGACAAACACCUCGACGCAGGCGACGUUGUUUUCUUUCAACGUCACCGUUUUGAUCUCCAUAGACUCUUCAUUGGCUGGCGGAGACGCGGUGAAGCUUCUUCAUCUCCCGCCGUCUCCGCCGUGUCUCAAGAAGCUUUAGUUAAUACGACGGCGUAUUGGAGCGGCAUGACCACACCUUAUCGUCAAGUACACGCGUCAACUACUUACCCUAAUAUUCACCAAGAGUAUUCACACUAUGGCGCCGUCGCUGAUCAGGCUCAGUCGAUACCACCGGUGGUCGCAGGGAGUUCGAGGACGGUGAGGCUAUUUGGCGUGAACCUUGAAUGUCACGGUGAUGCCGUCGAGCCACCACCGCGUCCAGACGGCUAUAAUGGCCAACACAUUUACUAUUACUCAACUCCUCAUCCCAUGAAUAUAUCAUUUGCUGGGGAAGCAUUGGAGCAGGUAGGAGAUGGACGAGGUUGAUGACAUUCAAAAAGAAGUGACAACUUUUUAGAUUUUGACUUUAGAUUAUGGGCCCAUACUUGGCCCAAUUGUCAUAGAGAAACACCCAGAGGAGAAUUAAUAUCAGUAGCUUCGUUAUGUAUUUACUACUAUUUAACUAAUUUGAAACAAAAAUAAAAGAGGAUUAUUUUUGUCUACAUUUGAGUCAUCAGAACAGAAAAAUAUAUGCAAAAAGAUGUAAAUUAGUGGGUAUCUCAUCUUUAGUAUUUGAAGGCUGAAGUAAAAUCAAUGAAA
Arabidopsis lyrata subsp. lyrata is the source of this 1491-nucleotide messenger RNA. Its product is annotated as B3 domain-containing protein At3g11580. The record is from RefSeq and is a predicted model, not a curated record. The transcript has 3 exons. Lineage: Eukaryota; Viridiplantae; Streptophyta; Magnoliopsida; Brassicales; Brassicaceae. Gene Ontology annotation, molecular function: DNA binding; DNA-binding transcription factor activity. The coding region runs from base 427 to 1218 and encodes 263 amino acids.